AUGCCGUCGAUUUCUGUUCUGUCGGGGUUUACCUUCCACAACUGGGGACCACUCACCACAACCUGGACCCCGCCCGCUUCUUGCCAAUCGGUCCAGAAUGAUAACCUCUAUAUCGCGAAGACCAGCGCUCCAACAGUCGACCUCGGCAGUGUCUCCUGUGGCGUGUCGGCGGACCCCUGGGGCUGCUAUCCAACAGGCACUAUCACCAUCACUGAUCUGCCGACCGCGACCUCAUGGUUUCAGGACCCUCACAAAAACCACUUCUACCAGCAAUACUACUCUCCUGGUCUCUACUGUCCUUCCGGAUGGGGCCCAGUGGCAACGGCAUCGCGCAACGGCACUAAGACUGUUGAGUGGAAUGGGGCUUUCAAUCCUGCCGUUCCCUCGCCAUCAUCGGUCUACUUCGCGUACGCGAACGUGGUCAACAAUGUGUUCUUGCAGGUCCUAGAUCCGAGAGAGACUGCCGUGUUGUGCUGUCCGAAGUCCAUGACCCCAGCUCCCAACGGAGUAUAUUGCUACUCAACUGUACCAGACUACACGCCGACAAGUGUCUGCAAUGAAAUGAUGCCAACGGCUGAUGCCGAUGCGCUACCUGUGACCAAAUCGAUCUGGUGGUAUGGCAAAACCGUCGAAGCGGUUCUCGGUGCUCCAAUUACUGCAGAUGCCGUCAUUUCAGAGACUCGAACUACUCAUUUCAAAGCAAGCGAUGUAUCUUCUCUUCUUGCCGUCACAGCAGUUCGCCCCAUCACGCUUAUGCAUCAGCCGACAGAUGUGAGCACAUCUAACCCGGCAGUCAGACUUAGUCCAAGACCGUCGAAUUGGAAUGGAAUUGGCACUGUGGUUGGAAUCACGGCUGCGGGAAUGUUCCUGGGUGCAGCAAUGAUCUUGCCGUGGUAG
This is a messenger RNA of Penicillium riverlandense, 897 nucleotides long. RefSeq lists its product as uncharacterized. NCBI's taxonomy places the organism in Eukaryota, Fungi, Ascomycota, Eurotiomycetes, Eurotiales, Aspergillaceae. Bases 1 to 897 code for a protein of 298 amino acids. The transcript has 2 exons. The record is from RefSeq and is a predicted model, not a curated record.